UUUUAGGAGCAGAGUUCAUUGUGAUCCUAGGAGCAUCCACAGAUUACUUCUAAAACCCCUGUAUCCUGCAUUCCUGCUGCUUAAACCCCAACCCUCCUUGCAGACAGCAAAAAAGCUGGUUAUUUUUCUCUCUCCUCUCAGACCUCCAUUUUUGUACUCUUCUUUGCACCAUCUUUCUCCAGAAACUUUCUUCACUGUCACAUUUUCAGCAUUUUAAGAUUCGUAUGGAGUAUUUUUAGCUGCUUGGAGAGCGUGAAUGUGCCUUUUUCUGGGUGAGUGGAGGAUCUCUUGCUAAUGGCAUCCAGAAUAUUAGUGAGAAAGAAGAGAUAUUUUGUUGAUUAUCUGACUGUCCAUUUGCAGUCUACCCAGAGUUUCUAUGAUGCCAGUCCUGGACGGAACACUCAGUAUUUCGAUACUCGAAGUUUAAGCUCUUUAACAAGCUUUGUUUCUUCAAAUAUAAAUCAUGUGAACGAGGGGGAUGCAUUUUCCUUUGCUAAUGCUGAAAACCAUGCCACAGAAUUUUCUGCGCUAGGAGUUUAUAGGUCCAUAUAUUAUGGAAUUGGAUCACCUGUUUCUCAAAAUGGGAGACAGAAUAAUAGGUUGCCAAUGGCUAUUGCGUUGAAGUUACACCCUGUACGUCAUGCCUCCACCGCCACAGCAGGACAACCAGAUUAUGAUGAUGAGGAGAAUGAAGAACUUGCUGCUAAGAAGAAAAAAGAGGCAUCUCCAGAGGAAUGUGAUCAAGCUGUAGUUGGCUUAAGUGCUGCCAAAGCAAAAGUAAAAGCCAAAUUGCAGGAUUCUCAAAAGGGUGCUAAAAGUGUUCUAGGUAGAGUGUGGGCAACACUUUUGGGAAUUGGUCCUGCUUUGAGAGCUAUAGCUUCUAUGAGCAGGGAGGAUUGGUCUAAAAAAAUGCUUCAUUGGAAGGAUGAAGUCAAAUCAACCUUGCAGCACUAUUGGUUGGGCUGCAAAUUGCUGUGGGCAGAUGUGAGGAUUAGUUCUAGGUUGCUCCUUAAACUUGCUGGUGGAAGGAGUCUCUCUCGAAGGGAAAGACAGCAGCUUACAAGGACAACAGCUGACAUAUUUAGACUAGUCCCAUUUGCUGUUUUUAUAAUUGUCCCCUUCAUGGAGUUUUUACUACCAGUAUUCCUAAAGCUGUUUCCCAACAUGCUUCCAUCCACCUUCCAAGACAAGAUGAAAGAACAGGAAGCCUUGAAGCGAAGACUAACUGCAAGAAUAGAAUAUGCAAAGUUUCUUCAGGACACUGUCAAGCAAAUGGCCAAAGAAGUGCAAAAGUCACGCAGUGGAGAGAUGAAGCAAACAGCUGAAGACCUUGAUGAAUUUCUGAACAAGGUUAGAAAAGGUAGUCGUGUUUCAAAUGAUGAAAUUUUGGGCUUUGCAAAGUUGUUCAAUGAUGAACUCACCCUUGAUAAUAUCAGCAGGCCUCGAUUAGUGAGCAUGUGCAAAUAUAUGGGAAUCAGUCCUUUUGGUACAGACACAUAUUUGCGCUACAUGCUUCGUAAGAGGUUGAAGAGGAUUAAUGAUGAUGAUAGGUUGAUUCAAGCUGAGGGUAUUGAGUCACUUUCAGAAGCUGAACUUCGUGAAGAGUGUAGAGAACGUGGCAUGCUUGGAUUAGUUUCAGUGGAGGAAAUGCGCCAGCUACUUCGUGACUGGCUGGAUUUGUCUCUCAAUCACUCUGUCCCGUCUUCCCUACUAAUCCUUUCCAGGGCCUUUGUGGUGUCUGGGAACCUGAAGCCUGAAGAGGCUGUACAGGCAACAUUGUCUUCUCUUCCGGAUGAGGUUGUAGAUACUGUCGGUAUAACAUCUUUGCCUUCUGAAGAUUCUGUUUCAGAGAGGAGGAGGAAAUUAGAAUACCUUGAGAUGCAAGAGGAGCUAAUUAAGGAUGAGGAAGAAAAAGAGGAAGAAGAUGCUAAGAUCAAAGACUCUGCAGAGGAUGAGGGAGAUAUUGCGUUAAAGGAGAUGAAUAUCGCAACAGCAAGAGAAGCACAGGAACGAGCUAGAGCAAGAGUUGACAAAAAACAAGAGCAGCUCUGUGAACUCAGUCGCGCAUUGGCCGUUCUGGCUUCUGCAUCUUCAGUUAGCAGAGAACGUGAAGAGUUCCUAAGGCUUGUCAACAAAGAGAUAGAUUUGUAUAAUACCAUGGUUGAGAAGGAGGGUACAGAUGGUGAAGCAGAUGCUCUGAAGGCCUAUAAGGCUGCCCGAGAAGAAAGUGACCAUGCUGCUGAAGUGGCUAUUGAGGACAAGGCCUCAUCAGCGCUCAUAGAUCGGGUUGAUGCGAUGCUUCAAAAAUUGGAAAAAGAAAUUGAUGAUGUGGAUGCCAAAAUUGGUGAUCGCUGGCAACUGCUUGACAGGGACUUUGACGGGAAAGUAACAGCAGAGGAAGUGGCUGCUGCUGCUAUGUAUCUGAAGCACACAUUGGGCAAGGAGGGUGUCCAAGAACUGAUUAGCAACCUUUCAAAAGAUGGAGAUGGAAAGAUUCUUGUUGAAGACAUUGUUAAUUUGGGCAGCCGAGGUGAUGACGAGAAAACGACUGAGUUGGAGUGUAGAAACUGAUUUUCAAGGCAAGCCUUCAUGUUUGAUAGAUGUUAUAUGUUUUGCCCCUCAUAUAGGUUACAUACAAUUCAAACCACAAAGUAUUAGAUAUUAAUAUUAACCCCUUCUUGAUGUCAAAAAAAAAUUAACCCCUUCUUUUAAGAAUGGUUAGCACUACAUCUUUUAGAAUAUGAAGUUGCAGCAUCUGCUUUUAAAUGGUGUUGGCAUUGUUUCGUUUAUAUAGUUACCAUCCCUGAUGUUACCUAGUUACUGGGGUUUGUAUAAAUUCCCACUGAAUUCCAACUCCUUUACUAGUUGCCUGCUACACAGUCCUAUGUUCAGUUGCAUUUUUACUUGUCAUGUUCCUGUCAAAUGUGCUCACAAGAACUAUUUACAAGAGCUCCAAUGGGAUGAACACUUUAGCAUCAAGCCAUAUUUGAAAUCCAUGUACUCUUUCUGUUCUA
Molecule: messenger RNA, 3014 nt
Organism: Beta vulgaris subsp. vulgaris (sugar beet)
Lineage: Eukaryota; Viridiplantae; Streptophyta; Magnoliopsida; Caryophyllales; Amaranthaceae
Exons: 15
Coding region: 295-2571 (758 amino acids)
Biological process (GO): intracellular monoatomic cation homeostasis
Cellular component (GO): mitochondrial inner membrane
Molecular function (GO): ribosome binding; calcium ion binding
Source: RefSeq, a predicted model, not a curated record